AUGACGGACACGGAGAUGACGCCCGGCCGGGCCAACCAGGUGAUCAAGGUGGUUAUGCCCACUUACAUCAUGGCCCCCACUGAGGACGAACGCUUCCGGCGCAAAAAGGUGUGCAACAUCAUCUCCGAGUGCAUGGCCAAGGAGCUGGAGGGCAAGGAGUUCGACGAGAGCGACUGCAAGGGCUGGAGCACCGCCAUCGCGGACGCCGUCAAGGCUCGCAUCCACGCCGAGUGCAACUUCCCGCGCUACAAAAUCGUCGUGCAGUCUUUCAUCGGCCAGCAGCGACUGCAGGACGUCCGCAUCACCUCGCGCUGCCUCUGGGACAACGACCACGACAACCACGCCUCGGCCGUGUUCAACAGCCAACACAUUUGGGCGACGUGCGUGGUGUUUGGCUUCUACGCGGACUAG
Phytophthora sojae is the source of this 411-nucleotide messenger RNA. RefSeq lists its product as hypothetical. Gene Ontology annotation, biological process: microtubule-based movement. Gene Ontology annotation, molecular function: dynein intermediate chain binding. The transcript has 3 exons. Gene Ontology annotation, cellular component: cytoplasm; cytoplasmic dynein complex. Bases 1 to 411 code for a protein of 136 amino acids. The record is from RefSeq and is a predicted model, not a curated record. NCBI's taxonomy places the organism in Eukaryota, Oomycota, Peronosporomycetes, Peronosporales, Peronosporaceae.